This is a messenger RNA of Asterias rubens (European starfish), 932 nucleotides long. RefSeq lists its product as uncharacterized. NCBI's taxonomy places the organism in Eukaryota, Metazoa, Echinodermata, Asteroidea, Forcipulatida, Asteriidae. The record is from RefSeq and is a predicted model, not a curated record. The transcript has 3 exons. Bases 58 to 645 code for a protein of 195 amino acids.
AACAAAUCAGCCGAUAGUCUUUUCUGCAAGUGGCCUGGAUUAGCACCACAGCUUGUCAUGUAUGUGAAGAAUGUCCAUCCUCAGUACAAAACCAGCUUAGACAUCAUAGACAUGGGUGGAAGUGGAGGGGGUGCAAGAGAGCAGCAGGAUCAAGAUGAUGCAGAAGCAACAGAAGAGCAUGGAGAUGUAAAGCUUUCGCAAAUGGAAACUGAAGCACUUGCUUUCGCUGUUUUACCAUUGGUACUCUGUGGACGGGCCAGGGGUAAGAAAGGGAAAUGUUCUGUCUUCGAGAGUGUCAAAUCAUUCAUUGAUGUCAAGCCUGAAGGGACUGACAUGGCAUUUUACCUUAAGUCAGUUGAUAGAGAGACACAUCCCCAACCCUUCCUGCUAGUUAUUGGAUCGCGCAUAAAUCCACUGCAAAUCUUCGUCAUCGUUGAAAGACAAGCUCUCCAGUUCAACACCAUGACUAAAGCAGUUGACUAUUGUUUUAAGCUCAUUUAUGUGUUGGACAUAGAGUACCAGCCUGCUUGUGGUACAACUUGGGAGUUCCUCCAGACAAACGUCUAUGGCAUUGCAGGGAAAUGUGGAGUUUCAACAUCAGUUAGGGAGUUAAGGACAUUCUUGUCGUGUCAGACAGGUAAUUAAUAAGGGAAGAAAAGUGUGCUGAAGAAAUUUUAAACUGAGUUGUUUAAACACAGUCAGGUCUUGUUCGUGUUAAUUGUUUGAUUGUUUAAUACUAAUAACAAUAAUGGUAAACCCUUAUAAUGCCCCGUAUCCGCCAUGACAGUCGCUCUCGGAGCAGUUUACAAUAAUUAUCCCCUGCUCACUGGGUCAUCAUAUCUUAAACCUUCUCAGCUCCCUGUGGAGUAUACAGCCCCGGCCACAGGAAUUGUAGUAAUGUAAGAAAAUUACAUUGCUUAAUUGACAUGGUG